UAUUAUGAAAGAGUUCUAAUCACACAUGCUGGCUGGUGCAAUAGUUUUAUCAAAGAAAUAAAAAUUUUAAAUCGUAUUUUCGGGAGUUGCGUCCAUUAUAUCCUGUUUGAAGUUGUCAAAAUAUUUAAUAUUAUUGUGUAAAUUGUUGUAAAAAUGUUGUGCGCUACUCGUGCCAUCAGACAGAAGGUGUUGGAGUAUUCCGGCGUGGGAACGGAAUUUUACACACAGAAGAAUUUCUACUCAGUUCUCAAAAAUAGCGCAGCCCCAACAGUUCCUAUUUAUCAGCAGCAUGCUCUACAGUACAGACAAAAGUCUGAUGGAGUGCGCGGUGCCGUUAUCGGUAUCGAUUUGGGCACCACGAACUCAUGUGUCGCCGUCAUGGAAGGCAAGACACCAAAGGUGGUUGAGAACAGUGAAGGCUCGCGAACCACUCCAUCCCACGUAGCCUUCAGCAAGGAGGGUGAGCGGCUGGUGGGCAUGCCAGCCAAGCGGCAAGCUGUCACCAACAGUGGGAACACCUUCUACGCGACCAAGCGGCUCAUCGGACGCAGGUUCGACGAUCCGGAGGUCCAGAAAGAUAUGAAGAAUCUGUCUUAUAAGGUGGUAAAGGCUUCCAAUGGCGAUGCAUGGGUUCAAGGCAGUGAGGGCAAAGUGUACUCACCGAGCCAGAUCGGAGCGUUUGUAUUGAUGAAGAUGAAGGAGACAGCCGAGGCGUACCUCAACACGAGUGUCAAGAACGCUGUCAUCACUGUGCCUGCUUACUUCAACGACUCCCAACGGCAGGCCACUAAGGACGCCGGACAAAUCUCUGGUUUGAAUGUGUUGCGUGUCAUCAAUGAACCGACAGCGGCCGCCCUCGCUUACGGAAUGGACAAAACUGAAGACAAAAUCAUCGCAGUUUACGACUUGGGCGGGGGCACGUUCGACGUAUCGGUGCUGGAGAUACAGAAGGGCGUGUUCGAAGUGAAGUCGACCAACGGCGACACGCUGCUUGGAGGCGAAGACUUCGACAAUGUCAUCGUCAACUUCCUCGUCGACGAGUUCAAGAGAGACCAAGGCAUCGACCUCCGCAAGGACGCGAUGGCAAUGCAACGUCUGAAGGAAGCUGCGGAGAAGGCAAAGAUUGAGCUCUCAGGAUCUCUGCAGACGGACAUCAACCUGCCAUACUUGACUAUGGACGCUGCGGGGCCGAAACACAUGAAUCUUAAGAUGAGCCGCUCCAAGCUGGAGUCGCUGGUGUCGGAGCUGAUCAAGCGCACGGUGGCGCCGUGUCAGCGCGCGCUGCAGGACGCGGAUGUGCAGCGGAGCGACGUCGGCGAGGUGCUGCUGGUCGGCGGCAUGACCAGAAUGCCCAAGGUCCAAUCGACGGUGCAAGAAAUAUUCGGUAGGGCUCCGUCGCGCGCCGUCAACCCCGACGAGGCGGUGGCCGUGGGCGCCGCCGUCCAGGGCGGAGUCCUGGCGGGUGACGUCACGGACAUUCUCCUGUUGGACGUGACCCCGUUGUCGCUGGGCAUUGAGACACUGGGCGGGGUGUUCACGAAGCUGAUCACUAGGAAUACGACUAUACCGACGAAGAAGAGCCAGGUGUUCAGCACGGCCGCCGACGGGCAGACGCAGGUUGAGAUCAAAGUGCACCAAGGUGAGCGCGAAAUGGCCGCGGACAACAAACUCCUCGGGCAGUUCUCGCUGGUGGGCAUCCCGCCCGCGCCGCGCGGCGUGCCGCAGGUCGAGGUCACCUUCGACAUCGACGCCAACGGCAUCGUGCACGUCUCCGCGCGGGACAAGGGCACCGGCAAGGAGCAACAGAUCGUGAUCCAAUCGUCGGGCGGUCUGUCCAAAGACGAAAUCGAGAACAUGGUGAAGGCGGCCGAACAGUUCGCGGCCACAGACAAGCAACGCCGGGAGAGGGUCGAGGUGUCCAACCAGGCUGAGGGCGUGUUGCACGACACUGAGACCAAGAUGGACGAGUACAAGAACCAGCUGCCUCAGGACGAGUGCGACAAGUUACGUGAAGAGAUCGCGAAGCUGCGCGACCUCCUCGCGAAAAAGGACGACGUUGAUCCGGAGACGAUCCGCUCGGCCACGGGCACGCUGCAGCAGGCCAGCCUCAAGCUGUUCGAACAGGCUUACAAGAAGAUGGCGGCCGAGCGCGAAGGACAACAGCAGACGACAGACUCUACGCAAGAGGAGAAGAAAGAAGAGAAGAAGAAUUAAGGUGAUGUACGCAAACAGGCAUGAGUCGGCAUUUAAUGAGAACCGGUUCCGAGACGUUCCACACACAUAUAUACAUAUAUAUAGAAAUCUGGGCAAUAUAUAAGUAUUGUUAUAAGAAUUUAUUUACAUUUUAACCGCUGGAUUUUCCUAUGAAAACUCCUCUAACGCCAGGCGCAUUUUUUCAUGCCUAGCGUACGCGUUUCAAACACGCCAUGACUAAAAAGAGUUAAUAAUUCAAACCCUACGGGCGUUGUGUAGCUUUAUUAUGGAGUAUAUGUUUUUAAAUGAAAAAAUUUUCACAUUAAGCGCAGUACGUGAAAUGAAGCUUUAUUUACAUGUACAGUCGACAGGACAUUAACCUACCCAAAUUCUUUGCAAUCUCGCCUCUAUCACCGCGACAUAGAGGUUUAUGCAGGAUAACGUGGUGCGCUGUUGACUGUACAUGGAAAUAUAUAUAUAUAUAUAUUAAAAUUUGUGAAUAUUUCUUGAAAUAUAUAAUAUAUAAUGAAUAAACUUCAUAUAACGUCGACAUGUGAACCGGUGGUGUGUGCAAGCGUUAGAAUAGUGGUUAGGGCUUUCGUGCUGCGUUCAUUUGUACUCUGAUUUGACAUCGUAGACCUGUGAUAGACGAUCUGUGCACGGUUU
Molecule: messenger RNA, 2859 nt
Organism: Plodia interpunctella (Indianmeal moth)
Lineage: Eukaryota; Metazoa; Arthropoda; Insecta; Lepidoptera; Pyralidae
Gene: Hsc70-5
Product: Heat shock protein 70 cognate 5
Exons: 14
Coding region: 154-2214 (686 amino acids)
Biological process (GO): protein folding
Cellular component (GO): cytoplasm; mitochondrion
Molecular function (GO): ATP-dependent protein folding chaperone; ATP binding
Source: RefSeq, a predicted model, not a curated record